AUGGUCACGUACCGACAGUACGGCCAGAAUUUCUGCGCUUCAGGGGAAGUGUGGCUGGGAAGCCAUGCCGAUGUCAAGAAGGCCGUGCAGAAUCCACAGGCAAGGACCCACUGGUUGGGAGAGCACCCGUUGCUUCCGAGUUCGUUGCCGCAUGGGGAGUCCGGUCGUUGCGUCUUUUUGCUGGCCCUCUCCAGCAAGGCAGUCGGGGGCACCGGAGACCACGAGAACUUCCGAAAGUGCGUCAUCGACACCCUGCUGGGCCCAGCCUCAGUAGCCAGGGAGACAGAUGAGAUCUCCGCGCAGCUCAUGAGGGAGUGCGCCGAAGACUUCCUCAAGAUUGACAGCGGCUUCGACUUCUACGAUGGAUCGGAAGGCGGAAACCAGGCCUUCUGGAUCAAGUACUUGCACCACGUGCUCUUCGGCAUGGAUAUCCGGGACAAGGUCAAGCCAGAGUACAACAACAUGACCGCCCGAGAGCUUGCCCUGCUCAUGACCAGCAUCAUGAGGAUCGCCGGAGUCCAAGGCUCUCGCAUGCUGACUUGGCUCCUUAGCUCCACGAGGCCCUGUUUUGUUCUGCACCUCGGGGUCAUCUACGGAAACCUCCGCAUCGAUGCCCGCGACGUUUGGGACUCGCUGAACCUGGACGAUGAGGAUGACGUCCUGAACUACAUCCUCGAAGUGGCACGACUCUCCCCCCCAGUAACCGUCUCCCACCAUGUCGCCAUGGAGGACUUCUCCUGUGACAUUGCGGGGAAGACCUACAAGUUCCCAAAAGGAACCAAGGUGGCGAUCCCCCUAGUCUUCGCCAACAUCGAUGCGACCGUUUGGGGAGAGGACGUGUGGCCCGAAACCCAAGUGGUACCCUUUUGGUUUAGGUUUAGGGUUUAG
Messenger RNA from Symbiodinium natans, 888 nucleotides. Lineage: Eukaryota; Dinophyceae; Suessiales; Symbiodiniaceae. The record is from the annotation of a GenBank genome assembly.